AUGACACAGGCCCGCGGUGAGGGGAGACUGCUGCGUGGCUCGAGAGAACGGAUGCGCGUGUCGGUAUAUAUAGAGACGGGACUGUUCGCCUCUAGGGAGAGCAAACAGGGAUCACUUAGGCAGGAAGGGUUUAGUCCGGCCCUGAAUAUAGAUGCCGUGUAAGGCUGAAAACUGAGGUAGGGGCCUAGAUAGAUCUUUAGGAGACUAGAGAUUAUAGGCACGUUGAACCCUACUGCAAGCUGUAUGUAGAUACAAUUGUAUAAUUUCCU
This is a messenger RNA of Aplosporella prunicola CBS 121167, 269 nucleotides long. RefSeq lists its product as uncharacterized. Lineage: Eukaryota; Fungi; Ascomycota; Dothideomycetes; Botryosphaeriales; Aplosporellaceae. The record is from RefSeq and is a predicted model, not a curated record. The coding region runs from base 1 to 162 and encodes 53 amino acids. The transcript is spliced from 3 exons.